GUUUUUGUCGUCCGUGAAGCAGCUCGUACUUCCGGCCCGCGUGGCCUGCAACAUUGCUGAAAUCCAUAAGCUGCCAGCUCCGGUUGUCCAACAUGGAGGAGGUAUGUCCAGCUGUAAAUGGAUCUAUAGAUGUGAAAUAUAAACGUGAAGAGGGUGUCACAGAAGAGAUGGAUGAUGAAGAAGAAGAAGAAGAGAUGAAUCCAACAAUGCACAGGGGUCUCCUGUCCAUGCCUAAAAUGGAGAAAACAACUGUGGAAAUUAAAAAAGAGGACUGUGAAUGGCAAUCUGCACACCUUCAGCAGGAGAGCUGCGGCAUUAAGGAAGAGGAUUUUGAAAGGGUGGUUUUUGACAUUAAGGAAGACUCGGAGCUGACCUUUCACACCACUGACACGUAUACCACUGAGAGUGUAAACGGUAUAAAGGAAGAAGACCUUAAACCAGAGUUUGACUCUCAGCCUUUGUGUCCAGAUGAAGAUGCUCCUGGAUUGGGCCUCAGGCCCACAAAUCUGUGCUCCUCACCGCAUCAUUCUGUCCUUGUGAAAUCUGAAUAUGUAGAAUCUGACAUGAAGAGAGCUGAAGAAGCAUCGGGUUCAAGUCAUUCUGGAGAAGGUUUCCAAAACAAUGGCAGCUUCUCCUUAUCUUCAUUGACUCAGAAUUCUCUUCAGUGCAGAUCACAACAGACUCUGAUGAAUAUGGAGAAAUCAACAACUGGACCCAUGAUUUUGGUACUAGCCCCUGUGCAGGAUGGCCAGAGGCCAGAAAGGACAGAUACAGUCAAGACUCAGCUGCAGGUACAUAAUACAGAUUCAUCAACUUUGCUUUCUUGUCAGAAGAAAUGUUCUAAGAAAAAAUAUAGAAACAAAGAUAAGCGGACUCAUAAAAGACAGAAGGAGUAUUGCUGUCAUGAAUGUAGAAAACAGUUUUCCACCAAUUGGGGUCUUCAAAUACACACAAGAAUUCACACUCAAGAAAAGCCUUAUGGCUGUUCUGAAUGUGGCAAACGAUUCUACACCAGCAGCAGCCUUCAGAGACACACACGAAUCCAUACUGGAGAGAAGCCAUAUUCUUGUUCUGAAUGUGACAAGCAAUUCUCUGACGGUAGCAGUCUUCAGGUACACGCUAGAAUUCACACCGGUGAGAAACCGUAUCGCUGUUCUGAUUGUGGCAAACAUUUCUCUAGUAGUAGUCAUCUUCAGAGUCACACUAGAACCCACAAAGGAGAGAAGUGGCAUUGCUGUUCUGAAUGUGGCAAGCAGUUCUCACAAAUAAGCUAUCUCCAGAGGCACACACGAAUUCACAGCGAAGAGAAGCCGUAUUGUUGUUCUGAAUGUGGAAAGCGAUUCUCUAACAAAAGAAAUCUGCAGAUUCACACACGAAUUCACACGGGAGAGAAGCCGUAUCGCUGUUCUGAAUGUGGUAAACGAUUCACUGAUUUCAGUGGUCUUCAGAAACACAUGAGAAUUCACACAGGAGAAAAGCCAUUCUGCUGUUCUGAAUGUGGCAAGCAAUUUUCUUUCAGUGUUCAUCUUCAGAAACAUACAAGUGUUCACACGGGAGAGAAACGUUAUUGCUGUUCUGAAUGUGGUAAACGAUUCUCACAACUGAGCAGUCUUCAGACCCACAUGAGAGUUCACACUGGAGAGAAGCAGUAUUGUUGUUUGGAAUGUGGAAAGGAAUUUUAUACCAAAUGGAAUCUUCAAAUUCAUACAAGAAUUCACACCAGAGAGAAACCGUACUGCUGUUGUGAAUGUGGCAAACAAUUCUGUUACAAGAGCAGCCUCCAGUCGCACUCAAGAACUCAUAUAGAAGAAGGCAGUGCAAGUUUCACCAUUCAUAGAUGUGGCUUCGACUGCCGGCCAUCUCUCCAUUACCAUUGCCUUUACUGCCAAACUACAAUAUUGCGGAGAUGUAACUUUGAACAUCAUGUACUAGUUUGCAGUCAUACUCAGCAGUCUGUUUUAGCCCGUAAGACCCUAAUGUCCGGUGCAACGGUGACUUCUCCACCAGCCAUGGAGACCUCAAAAACCACCACUGCAACAGUGACGGGCCCAUCAGCCACCACUGUUAAAGCAAUAAGCGUUCGCGUGCGGGCAGUGAUCAGAAGGAGAUGCCCUAUCUGCAAUAUACUGAUGAACAAAUGCAACCUAAAGAAACACAUUGACCGCAAACACACCAAACACAAAAUACAGGACAUCAAUGUUAGAUGGCACCUUACAAGUCAAUGCCUUGACGAGACAAAUGGCAUUUUCGCUGUUUUGACAGCAUUUGAAGGGCAUAGUAUUCCACUUCACGUGCAGUCCAAAACAAGGGGAGGAAAUCACAGUGUGUCCUGCGAGUUAAAUGAGUGCCGGUUCAAUAUGGAUGUAGCACAGCAGAGUGGCCUCAAGUCUUAUCGCUGCCAACACAUUAGGUCAGUGAGCUACUGUGCCAGCGUAGCAAAAGUCGUCUCGCUCUCAGAAGAUGUGUUGACUGAAAUGGUAAAAACAAAAUGGAUCAGUGGGGAACAGAUGAAGAACUGCCUAGCACAACAGCUUCUUGCCAACACAAACAAGGUUCCCCUCUCAGUCCACACAACCAUCGCCAUCCCACAAACCAAAAAGUGCAUUUCAGUGUAUAAGCCAGCGGUGUCAUAUGACAACCAUAUGGGACGUGUCAUGGUUGUCUUUGAUACAAAGCUAAAUACAUGGCACUGCCCAUGUGCCAAAGUUGGACGAUCUUGUAUUCACAUUAAUGUUGCCCAAUGGCACCUGUUUGAAACCCAUCGUGACCUGUUCUGGACCGCCUGUAAUGCUGAAGAAGUGCUGACCUUGAACACUGAUGAGGAGCGACAUAAUUAUACUGAGGGCAACGGUGUGAAGGAUGACAAUUCGGCCUGUCCAUCAAAAGCAACAAGUAAGCCACCGUUUUCAGUCUCGUUUAACAUGGAGAAGGUGUGUCCAGCUGUGCAGGAACCUCCAGAUGUGGAAUGCAAAUGUGAAGACGGCAUCUCAGAAGAGAGAUGUGAUAAAGAUGAAAUGAAGAAUCCCACACUGCACAAAGACCUCCUUCCCAUGCGUAGCACGGAGGAAGUAAGUGUGGACAUUAAGAAAGAGGACUGUGAGUGGGAGUCUGCACACCUAAAACAGGAAAGCGUUCACGUUAAGGAGGAGGAAUGUGAAAGGCUGGUCGUAGACAUUAAAGAAGACUCUGAGCUGAUGCCUCAAAGCAACCACAGGCAGAAAAAUGAAAAUGUAAGCCAUAUAAAGAAAGAAGAACUUAAAUCAGAACUUGACUCUCAAUGCUUUUGUCCAGAUGAGGAGGUACCUGAAUUACGCUUCAUGCCAAGCACUAACUGCACUCUACAGUAUCAUUCUGGCCAGAUGAAGUCUGAGUCAUUGAAAUCUGAUAUAAAGAGGACUGUAAAAGCAUCCGGUUCAAGCAACUCUGGAGAAGAUUUAAGAGACAAUGGCAGCUUUGUGUUACUUUCCAUCGAUCAGCCGUCUUUUCAGGGCAGAUCACAGGAGACAAUGAAAGAUGAAGAUAUGGAGAAUUCAAAAUGUCAGUCAGAGAAUUUAAUUAACCCUUGCCUUCAAAUGCACAUUACAGAUUCACCCAGUCUCCACCCAGAGCAGAAGAAACAUCUUAAAAGGAAAUCUACAGACCGAGAUGAUAAUCGGAGCCAAACACAACAGCAGCUCAACUCUCAAUUUCAAAAAAGCAGUACUGAGUCACCCACACCCACUGUCUACCAAGAGAAGAAGAAAAGCUCUAAAAGGAAAACUAAAUACAAAGGAGGUGGUAAUGAACACCAUACACCACCGAAGCUGUAUCAUUGUUCAGAAUGUGGCAAACGAUUCUCGCGAAUGAACAAUCUUCAGACUCACAUUAGAAUUCACACUGGAGAGAAGCCAUAUAGGUGUUCAGAAUGUGAAAAACGAUUCUGCACCAGCAGCCAUCUUUUAAUACACAUGAGACUUCACACUGGAGAAAGACCAUACAACUGUUCUUACUGUGGCAAACAAUUCUCAAAUAGUGGCCAUCUUCGGAUCCACACAAGAAUUCAUACUGGAGAGAGGCCAUACUGCUGUUCUUACUGUAGUAAACAAUUCUCCACCAGGGUGCUUCUUCAAACCCAUACAAGAACUCAUACUGGAGAGAAACCAUACUCCUGUUCCGAAUGUGGCAAAAAAUUCUCUGAUAGGAGCAGUCUUCAGAGACAUAAUGAAAUUCAUACUCGAAAAAAAACAUAUUGCUGUUCUAAAUGUGGCAAACGAUUCUUACGAAUGAGCCAUCUCCAGAUGCAUGCAAGACUUCACACUGGAGAGAAGCUGACUGACAGUCCUGAAUGUGGCAAACAAUUAUGUGAUUGUAGCAGUCUUCAGAUACACACACAAAUUCAGAUUGCUGAGAAGCCACAUUGCUGCUCUGAGUGUGGUAAACGAUUCUCUAACAGGAGCUAUCUUCGGAUCCAUGCAAGAAUUCACACUGGAGAGAAACCCUAUUCCUGUUCUGAAUGUGGCAAAGAGUUCAUUGAUGCAAAUAGUCUUCAGAAACAUAGUAGAGUUCACAGGGGAGAGAAACCAUACUGCUGUUUUGAAUGUGGCAAAGGAUUCACUGAUAGGAGCAGUCUUCGGAGACAUUCAAGAAUGCACACUGGGAAGACUUAUUCCUGUUCUGAAUGUGGUAAAGGAUUCUCAUGCUUGAGCCAUCUUCAGAGACACUCAAUGAUUCACACUGGAGAAAAGCCAUAUUGUUGUUCUGAAUGUGGCAAACAGUUCUCCCAACUGAGCAACCUUCAGACACACACAAGAAUUCACACUGGAGUGAAGCCAUAUCGCUGUUCUGACUGUGGCAAACAAUUCUCACAAAUGUGCAAUCUUAAAACACACGCCAAAAUUCACACUGAAAAGGAGCUGAUCUAGUACCAAACUUCUGCUUAGCAGUGAGAGCAGAUGGGGAAAAACUAAUAACCAAGAAAUGCAACUGGAGAUACCUGGAAAGUUUCAUUUGUAUUUUUCAAUGAGAUGCGAGGAAAUGUUAUGUAUUCUAUGACACAACGGCUAUUUUGAAAUGCUCUGUGUGAAAGCGAUAUAAUUUGUUCUAAUAAACUGUGGUACUAAAAUAUGUGAUUACCACUUAACUGUGUGUGGCAUCACACUACAGCACUGGGCAUUAGUUCUUAUCACGUUAGAUUAGAUAAACUUAUUAGAAAAUUGUUAAAUUUUACAAGUAGUAUUACUGAAUGUCAUUGUUUUCAAGGGUGCCAAUUAGGCCCAUGUCACUCUACAGUUUUCAUUUGAUUCUUGUUACAUGACCUUAAGGAAAAUCACAGUAAGCUGUGGAAGGUGGCAGUGCCCGUUUCUUACCGUCACUUUGUAGUACAAUUUUCCCCAGUCACUCGAGCGCUACAACUCUUUGUGACUUGAUAACAUGAAGGCAAUGUUCUUGUUUCAUUGUGGGUCUUUGGUUUCUUCUGUCUACAAGAGUUAACAGUCAGCAAAUAAUAAAACCAGACACGUA
Polypterus senegalus (gray bichir) is the source of this 5499-nucleotide messenger RNA. RefSeq lists its product as uncharacterized. Bases 93 to 4901 code for a protein of 1602 amino acids. The record is from RefSeq and is a predicted model, not a curated record. The transcript is spliced from 6 exons. NCBI's taxonomy places the organism in Eukaryota, Metazoa, Chordata, Cladistia, Polypteriformes, Polypteridae.